AUGGAUAGGAUACGUACGAACAGACCCACUUCCUUAAAAAUGUUCAAUGGCUCAGACACCGAUUCGGGCAUAUCAUAUGAGAGCACUGAAGAUGAAACAGAAGUCAACACUCCACUGUAUUCGCUUUCCCUAAUAGAUCCAAUUAAGGCUGUUAUGAAACCAGAAAAUGUGCUAGAAAAGUUUGUAGAAGUCGGCGGAAGACGUUACUUGAACGACAAUACAGUUAAAUGUAUUUUGCCCGCUGACCAAGAAGAAGUAAAAAGGGCGCACGACCAAAAUUACGUAGAAAAAACUAUAUGGGGAAAUAGCUACUCUGCUCCCGUUUCCGAAAAUCUAUCAUUAGGAGCAAGUGUUCUCGAUGUUGGUUGUGGCGCAGGAGCAUGGAUAAUGAAUAUGGCCUUGGAAUACUCUGCUUCAGUAUUUGUUGGAAUAGAUGUCGUUCCUGUAUUCCCCGAAGAUCAUCCACCCAAUUCGAUAUUUCUCAAGUGUAAUAUCCUGAAUGGUCUACCGUUUCCAGAUAACACAUUCGAUUUUGUUCGACAACGAUAUCUCUUAUACACUAUCGAUUGGCAAGCAUGGAAAGAGAAAGUGGUAAAAGAAUUAAUAAGAGUAACUAAGCCCGGAGGAUAUAUCGAAAUUAUGGAUGUAUACUGCGAAGUAUUAGAACAUCUUCGUAAAACCGGAAUUAACCCAACGGCCGGUUUGGACGUAAUAAAAACAUUUAACGAGUUUAAGGAUGAAGUGAUUGUAGCACCCAUGGAAGAAAGAACAUACUGUCUUGGGAAGAAAGCAGGUAGAAUAGGUGAAGCGACAUUGAAGUAUACCGUGGAGGCAUAUAAAGCAAUGAAAAUUAUUUUCACUCAUAUUAUGAGGAUUACAGAAGAAGAGUUCGAACAGAUGUUGACUGAUUAUGAGAAGGAAUGUAACGAAGUCACGCUCUGCAAAACACGAUAUCGUGCCAUUAUUCAAAAGCGUUGA
Messenger RNA from Paraglomus brasilianum, 978 nucleotides. NCBI's taxonomy places the organism in Eukaryota, Fungi, Glomeromycota, Glomeromycetes, Paraglomerales, Paraglomeraceae. The record is from the annotation of a GenBank genome assembly.